AUGAAGUACGGCGAGCAGCUCGAACGCGAGUCUGCACCACAAUGGAGUCUUCAUAACCUCGAUUACAACUCCCUCAAGCAUGAAAUCAAGAUGCACACCACCCGCGACCAGGCAACCGCCAUGGUCAUUCCCGGCUACGAGGAUCCCGCCCUCGCCAAGUUUGAAAAUGCCCUCUUCGCUGAGCUCUGCCGCCAGCACGACCGUGUUGACCUCUUCGUCUCCAGCAAGGCCGACGAGAUUCUGCGUCGCAUGCAGCACCUCCAAGCCAACACACACCGAUGGAUUCAAAAGUACGACGAAGAACCUCCCUGCCGUAACCUCGCCAUGAAGCGCCAGCGACGCCUCGCCAAGUACGAGCGCGGGCUCCUCCACUGCGGUGACGACAUUUACGCCCUCGAGCGCUUCUGUAAGGCGCAGGUCACGGCCUUUCGUAAGAUACUAAAAAAGUACAAGAAAUGGACCGGUUCAACUACCCUCCACGCCCGCUUCAAUGACCAGGUCCUCUCCAGCCUCAAGAGCUUUACCCGCCGCGACUUUGCCCCCCUCCGCGAACGCCACUCCGAGAUCCUCGCCGACCUGCGCAAUGCCGCUCCCGCCCUCAGUGAACCUAGCUCUCCAUCCUCGGUCGAACUGCCACCCUCGCCCGUCAGCUCCGCCACCCGGGUCUCCCGCGUCAGCUUCGAUCCCCUACCACCCGCCGCCGCCGCCCCAGCGCCACCGCAACAUAAGUACUGGAACGAGUAUGAUGAUGGAAGUGAUGCCGGCGACGAGGGCUACGCCAUCUACAUCAACCCCGACGAAGACUCAACCUUUCCCGGCAUGGGCUAUGUUAACGCCAUUGUCACCAUGCCCUACGAAAAGAUUCGAGCCUGGUUCAAGCUCCGGGACAAGCGGGAGCGCCACCCGCUGCUCAGCGACGACCGGUCCGCCUGUGGUGGCGGCUACUCGUCCGCCGGCCAUGCCGACUCGGACGAGGAGGCCGGAUACUCUAGCUCUGACGGUAUUCCCACCGAGGGCUACUCGAUGCACUACGCCACGUUUCCCAGCAUCAAUGAGCAACAGAUCCGUCAGUACCGCGAGCGGGUGCUCUUCUGGGGCACCAUUGCCUCCUUUACGGCCGCAUACAUCCUCAUGGGCGUCGCCGCCAUCCUCAUUUCUACCGGAAAGCGCAAGCUGCGCGUCGAGGUUGAUGUCGGUGUCAGCGUCGGCGUCAUGGUCAGUCUGUUUUGCUCCUGCGCUGGUCUCGGCAUGACACUGUAUCGGCGCGAGACACCCGCCCUCAUGACCCGCCUCGCCGUGUGGCUGUCCUUUACCGCGUCGUGUUUGAUCAACGGCAUGCUGUUGAUUCUCGUCGUGGGUAACACACCAUGA
This is a messenger RNA of Cordyceps fumosorosea ARSEF 2679, 1371 nucleotides long. RefSeq names its product SPX domain containing protein. The transcript has 2 exons. Bases 1 to 1371 code for a protein of 456 amino acids. Gene Ontology annotation, cellular component: fungal-type vacuole membrane; vacuolar transporter chaperone complex. Gene Ontology annotation, biological process: vacuolar transport; microautophagy; vacuole fusion, non-autophagic. The record is from RefSeq and is a predicted model, not a curated record. NCBI's taxonomy places the organism in Eukaryota, Fungi, Ascomycota, Sordariomycetes, Hypocreales, Cordycipitaceae.